AUGGCUGAAAAUGUCUUUGUCUCUGGGCUUCCAGGCCUGUAUGAACUCCAUCUCACCACCGAUGGCCCUGCCACCACGGGGGCAGAGGUGACCAUCACAGCCAGCCUAGUGGCCAGUGACAAUGGCAGCCUGGUCCUGCCCACCAACACCCACCUCUACCGCUUCCACUGGAUUCAUACCCCGCUGCUGCUCACGGGGAAGACUGAUGAGGCUUUCAGCUCCACCAUCCGUGCCGUGGGGAACGUGCCCGGGGACUUCCCGGUCUCCGUCUGGGUCACCGCUGCUGCCUGCUGGACAUGCCAACCUGUGGCGAGGAGCCUCAUCGUCCUCCCCAUCACAGAGCUGCUCGUGGGGAACCUCGUUGUCACCCAGAACACCUCCCUGCCCUGGCCCAGCUCUUACCUCACCAAGACAGUCCUUAAAGUUUCCUUCCUCCUCCAUGACCCGAGCAACUUCUUCAAGACGGCCUCAUUUCUCUACAACUGGGACUUCGGAGAUGGCACCCAGAUGGUGACUGAAGACGCUGUGGUCUAUUACAACUAUUCCAUCAUCGGAACCUUCACCGUGAAGCUCAAGGUGGUGGCCGAGUGGGAACAGGCAACGCAGAAUGCCGAGAAGGGCAUUAUGCAGAAGACGGGCGACUUCUCUUCCUCACUGAAGCUGCAGGAAACCCUUCAAGGCAUCCAGGUCUUGGGGCCCACCCUAAUUCAGACCUUCCAAAAGCUGACAGUGACCUUGAACUUCCUGGGGAGCCCCCCUCUGACCGUGUGCUGGCGCCUCAAGCCCGAGUGCCUGCCGCUGGAGGAAGGGGAAUGCCACCCUGUGUCGGUGGCCAGCACGGCCUACAACCUGACCCACACCUUCAGGGAUCCUGGGGACUACUGUUUCAGCAUCCGGGCCGAGAACGUCAUCAGUAAGACGCACCAGUACCACAGGAUCCAGGUGUGGCCCUCCAGCAUCCAGCCGGCUGUCUUUGCUUUCCCGUGCGCCACGCUGAUCACCAUGAUGCUGGCCUUCAUCAUGUACAUGACCCUACGGAAUGCCGCUCACCAGAAGGACAUGGUAGAGGUGGCUGAUUUUGACUUUUCCCCCAUGUCUGACAAGAACCCGGAGCCUCCUGCUGGGGUCAGGUGCUGCUGCCAGAUGUGCUGUGGGCCCUUCUUGCUGGAGGCUCCCUCGGAGUACCUAGAAGUUGUCCGCGAGAACCACGGGCUGCUGCCGCCCCUCUACAAAUCCAUCAAAACUUACACUGUGUGAGCGCCCCCCAGUCCCAUCUCAGCGUUAACUGACCGCCAGCUGGGCACUUCCGACAGGGUGGUGCUGGCCGCCGAGCAGCAGGGGCUCGCGUGUGCGGGGCUGUCCACCCUGCUGGCCAUCCAUCUGUAUUUCCAGCUGCCGCCACGAGCCCCCCUCAGCCCCACACCCCUGCCAUGCGUCCAUCUGUACAGUCCAGCCUCUGCCAUAAGUCCCUCUCAGUCUGCCCUACCCCACCCCUUGCCUCUGAAGAGCCCCACGCAGGGCCCUGACGCUCAGCGGGGUCCCUCCUCUCUCCCAGGGGUGCCUGGCUGCCCCUCACCCGUUCUCCCCAUAUUGGCACUUCUGCUGUCCAUCUGGGGUCCGAGCUUCCCUCCCCCAGGUGGCCCUGCCUAGGUCAGAGAACUGGGAGGAAGGUCACCCAUGGUUAAGGCUACAUCAUGAAAGGUCAUACAUACAGAGACAAGUGCACGCGUGUGCACACACACGUCACACGUGUCACACAGGUGUCUCCGCUGAUGUCCUCUGUGGGAGUUAGGCUAGUUGCUGGGUCCUGAAUUAAAACUAAUAUGACUUCAGACUUUCUCCACUUGGUCCCCCGGAGCUCCUGAGCCUGGCCCUUCUCUUUGUAUACUGUCCCCGUGGCUCCUCCAGCCCAUUCUGGGGACACCCUGUUUCCUGCCUGCUUGCUGGGGGUCGGGUGGAGGCAGGGCUAACACUUUGUGGGUGCAGAGGGCUUUAUAAAUAGCACCUUCUUUUUCUGAGACCGGGUUAACUUCCAUGGAGGAAAAGGCCUCGCAGCAAAGGAGGAAUGGGCCAGUGGGGCCUUGGGCUCACUGUGGGGGAUGGGGUUCUUGCCACUCCGCAUGGCCUUGAGGAGGAGAAGGCAGGUUUGGAGGGAGCCCGCCCAGGGCUGGGGGGAACCCAGUGGCCUGGGGGAGACAGAGUGGGCGGAGAGGGCAGUCCAGGUGCGGAGAGAGACCACAGAGAGGCCCUCCCGCCCAGCCAUGCAGGAGCAUGGGGGGCCUGGAGCCUAUUUGGGGGGGAGGGGGCCGGGCUGUGGGGGCAAAGCUCUGUUGCCGUAAUCUUUGCUCUCAGACUUUGUGCAGACAACAGCAUUCCCGCUGUCGUACAGCUCAUUCUCAUGAAAUACUGCCAUUAUUGCCGAAUAAAGCUUGCGUGCUCUCGAAAUAGCCAAGCAGAGACGCUAGGGGGCCGGAGUCUC
Molecule: messenger RNA, 2479 nt
Organism: Ailuropoda melanoleuca (giant panda)
Lineage: Eukaryota; Metazoa; Chordata; Mammalia; Carnivora; Ursidae
Gene: TMEM130
Product: transmembrane protein 130
Exons: 8
Coding region: 1-1257 (418 amino acids)
Cellular component (GO): plasma membrane
Source: RefSeq, a predicted model, not a curated record